GUUAUUUCCACCUCUCUCUCUCUCUCCUCUGUUUUCUCCGCCCCUCCUCCUUCCCCUCCCUCGUUAUUAAUCCCUCCCUCAGAUCAAAAAAACAAAAAAUCCCUCCCCCCACCCUCCUCUCUCUCUCUCUCUCUCUCUCGCGCGCGCGCCCAUGGCUUCCGCCACCAAAAUCAUCCAACCCCCAUCUUUCAAUUUCACCCCCAAUCCCACCGCAACCAGAUCUCCCAUCAUAUCCCUCUUCGAUCCCCUCAAAACCCACCACCACCACCACAAACUCCGCCUCAACAAACCCAGUUCAGCUCGCCGAUCCACCCCAAUCGCCGCCGUCUCCAAUGCCGUCAAGGUAAAGAAGCCCCAAAACACCGCCAGUCUCCCAAAUCCGCUGAUUACGAAAGAAGAGGGUUUGGAGCUGUACGAGGACAUGAUUCUCGGACGAUACUUCGAAGACAUGUGUGCCCAGAUGUACUACAGGGGCAAGAUGUUCGGGUUCGUCCACCUCUACAACGGCCAGGAAGCCGUGUCCACUGGAUUCAUCAAGCUGUUGAAGCAGCAAGACUCCGUUGUUUCCACGUACAGGGAUCACGUCCACGCCCUGAGCAAGGGCGUGCCAGCGCGCGCCGUCAUGAGUGAGCUUUUCGGCCGGACCACCGGCUGCUGCCGCGGCCAGGGCGGCUCCAUGCACAUGUUCUCCAAGGAGCACAACCUCCUCGGCGGGUUCGCCUUCAUCGGUGAAGGGAUCCCGGUUGCCACUGGGGCCGCGUUCACGAGCAAGUACAGGAGGGAGGUCCUGAAGGAGGCCGAUUGCGAUCACGUGACUGUGGCGUUUUUCGGGGACGGGACUGCGAAUAAUGGGCAAUUCUUUGAGUGUUUGAACAUGGCUGCUUUGUGGAAGCUGCCUAUUGUGUUUGUUGUGGAGAAUAAUUUGUGGGCCAUUGGAAUGUCCCAUUUGAGGGCUACUUCUGUUCCAGAGAUUUGGAAGAAGGGUCCGGCUUUUGGGAUGCCGGGUGUUCAUGUGGAUGGGAUGGAUGUGUUGAAGGUGAGAGAGGUGGCUAUGGAGGCCAUUACUAGGGCUAGGAGAGGUGAAGGCCCAACUCUAGUCGAAUGUGAAACUUAUAGGUUCAGAGGACACUCUUUGGCUGAUCCCGAUGAGCUCCGUGACCCUUCUGAGAAGGCUCAUUAUGCCACUAGAGAUCCAAUCACUGCCUUGAAAAAGUACAUGUUUGAUAACAAUCUGGCAAGCGAAGCAGAGUUAAAAGCCAUAGAGAAGAAGAUCAAUGAGUUGGUUGAGGAAGCAGUUGAGUUUGCCGAUAGCAGCCCUCAUCCACCUCGCACCCAGCUAUUGGAGAAUGUUUUUGCGGAUCCAAAAGGGUUUGGUAUUGGACCUGAUGGGAAAUACAGAUGUGAGGAUCCAAAAUUCACCCAAGGCACUGCUCAUGUUUAAGCAUAAUUUGGAAUUGGUCGUAUAAUGAGGAAUUUAUGCAGGCUUUGGAUUCAUUGUUCUUUUUGUUUCAAAGGUCCGUAGCUAGCAAUAACUAGCUUUCAGUUCAUAAUUUAUCAGGUUUCACUUGAAAUGAGCAGGAUUUGAAAUAGGUUGUUUCUUGUAAUCAGUCUUUUUGUUGCUUUCCGUUAAAAAAAAAAAAGAAGAGGGUCUUUUUGUUGCUUUUCUUCCUGUGAUUUUGUUCAUUGGACUGGAAACUCUCCAGUGGAAUCUGUGCCUUAAAUUUCAGUAUUGCUUAUAAACGGUUUAAGCUCGA
Messenger RNA from Rhododendron vialii, 1754 nucleotides. RefSeq names its product pyruvate dehydrogenase E1 component subunit alpha-3, chloroplastic-like. The transcript is spliced from 3 exons. The record is from RefSeq and is a predicted model, not a curated record. Gene Ontology annotation, cellular component: intracellular membrane-bounded organelle. NCBI's taxonomy places the organism in Eukaryota, Viridiplantae, Streptophyta, Magnoliopsida, Ericales, Ericaceae. Bases 152 to 1441 code for a protein of 429 amino acids. Gene Ontology annotation, biological process: pyruvate decarboxylation to acetyl-CoA. Gene Ontology annotation, molecular function: pyruvate dehydrogenase (acetyl-transferring) activity.